CACCUCGUUCUCAACGAGCACUAAUUAAUUUCACAUAACAGAAAAAUCAAAAGCCUAAAAAAUUUCAACACCGUCAUUUUCUCUUUCUGUUGAGCAAAUUUUAGGGUUUUCAAAUUGUUGUUUCAGGUGCAACUUUGACUUCUCUCUCAUGCUCCAAACCAUUGAACACUCUCAGUUUCAAAGAUUCAUGCUAUGCCUUCUUCAAUGAUGGCAUCAUAAAAGAUCUUACUGGAAAGGCUAGAGAACUUGCACAAUUCCUGAAAAUGAACCAAGCCAAUGAAGAGAACAGCCUCGAUGCCCCUCCAAACAUUCCUUUGAAGCGAAAGCGGGGUCGCCCAAAGAAAGAUCAGAGCAUAAACCGUGGGGAGAGUGCUCCUGUGCCACCUGGAUUUGAAGGAUUGAAUAGGAACCGACCCCAACAAGUUGAUCCAAUUGAUGAUGGAAAUAAUGGCAUGGUGGGUCAGGUAGUCACAGGAGUCGUGGAGGCAGCAUUUGAUGCUGGUUAUUUGCUCAAUGUUAGGAUUGGCAACUCCAAUAUCUACCUGAGGGGUGUUGUCUUCAAGCCAGGACAUCAUGUUCCGAUCUCAGCAGGAAAUGAUGUAGCACCACAUGUUCAGAUGAUUAGGAGAAAUGAUAUUCAUCUGCCAACAGAAAAUCAAACUCGUGUCCGUGGUCACAAAGCUCGAUCCAGAGAAAGAAAUGAACAGCAUGUCAAUCUUGGUGGAAACGAAGCUACUCUUCUACUGAAUGGAUCACAACUUACAAGUCAGAUGCAUAGACAUGCUCCUCGAACUGAGAGCCCGAAGUCCUCAAAAAGAAAACGCGUGACUUCAGUGGCAGCACCUGAUGUUCCUCUAGUGGGCUCGAGAGGCACAGUGGUGCCUGUUAUACUCCAGCCAGUCAAUUUAUCUAAUGCAUUAACAAAUGCCCAGCAAAUACCUCCAGUUGCAUCCCUGGCUGCUCAAGUGGUGCCCUCAAAAGGCAAACAGAUUGAGACGGGUGCAAGCCAAGAGCUGCACACGCAAUCUCAAACCUACUAUCACAUAACACCGAGAAGUGUGCAAAUUGACAUUGGUCCUUCUCGUCAAGGUACUUCAGAAGUCCUGCAUGGGGAAGAAGCCCAGGCAAUGAAAUUGACCAGUGUUUCUAUGCCAGGUGAAAUUAAUGAGAUGGUUCAAGUUUCUUCACAUUUCUCUGAAAUGCAGUCUGAGAAAAGUAAGGUCACCGGUAUAUCGUCAAUGGAAGAUUCUAGGUUAACCUCGAAUGAGCCUCUUUUUAUCCAGCCGCUGCAAACUAUUCAUUCUGAUGUUCAUAAUCAAUCUGCACCUGUUUCUAAACCUUUGGAAUAUAGCAGAACUGGCAGAAUGACUCAGCUUUUGCAGUUUUUGCAGGAAAAAAUGACAGCGAACCAGGUGUCUCCGAUUGAACGCGUGGACAUAAAUUCUAGACUUGAAUCUGAUGAAUCAAGGAGCCCAGAAACUGAUCCUGGAAAUGAAGAAACUGUUCAGUGAAACACACAUUCUCAGGCAUCAAGUGUCUAAUUACAAUAGAUCUCCUGCCUUGACAUGUAUAGGAUCGCAAUUUUGUACUACCUCCAGAGCUCAGCCAGAGGAAUCCCGUCGAAUCAGACAUAUUCUGUGAACUUUUGGGAACUGAAUUCAUGGAAAGGCUGCAAAGGUGGAAUCCUUGUUCUGUUGUAGCUCAGAUAGAACAGCUAGUGUUACAUCUAAGACUGGUGUUUGGAUUUAUGAUCCUAAAGAAAAGCUAACCUUUUUUUGUUCACUUUUGGUAGUUGAAAUAUAGAACAUGUAAGUGGACAGCAUGCUGCUACAUACAUGCCUGGCUUCUAUGCUUUAGUUAUAAUUAUCUCUAUCAGUACAUAGUUUACUGUAAAGGUUUCAGAUGCAAUUGCUUCAGCAUUUCCUGUGUGGCCUAGCAGUUUGGAGGUUCUCGUCUUUUU
Molecule: messenger RNA, 1960 nt
Organism: Cornus florida
Lineage: Eukaryota; Viridiplantae; Streptophyta; Magnoliopsida; Cornales; Cornaceae
Product: protein METABOLIC NETWORK MODULATOR 1-like
Exons: 4
Coding region: 264-1511 (415 amino acids)
Source: RefSeq, a predicted model, not a curated record